Electrophorus electricus (electric eel) is the source of this 4909-nucleotide messenger RNA. It is a transcript of the gene clcn6, whose product is annotated as chloride channel 6. Lineage: Eukaryota; Metazoa; Chordata; Actinopteri; Gymnotiformes; Gymnotidae. The record is from RefSeq and is a predicted model, not a curated record. Gene Ontology annotation, cellular component: lysosomal membrane; intracellular membrane-bounded organelle. Gene Ontology annotation, biological process: transmembrane transport; chloride transport. Gene Ontology annotation, molecular function: voltage-gated chloride channel activity.
AUGCUGAAGAUGGCGUGUUGUGGGAGUUGUGUUUGCUCUCGGUGCUGCUGCAGGGAUGGAGAAAUCAGAACACCGGAGGAACUGACUAUUCUAGGAGAGACCAGGGAGGAUGAAGAUGAAAUACUACCAAGAAAAGACUAUGAGAGUUUAGAUUAUGACCGGUGCAUUAAUGAGCCAUAUGUGGAGGUGUUGGAGGGAUUGGACAAUAAGAAAGCCAAAAAGUAUGAAGCAGUGAAAUGGAUAUUGGUAUUUGCCAUUGGAGUGUCCACAGGUCUGAUUGGUGUGUUUGUCGAUUUCUUUGUGCACCUUUUCACCCAAGUGAAGUUCAAGUUGGUUGGGAGCUCUGUGGAGGAGUGCAGUGAAAAUGGUUGCCUUGCCUUGUCAUUGCUUGAGCUUCUAGCCUUCAACAUGGCAUUUGUGUUCAUUGCCAGUGUCCUGGUUCUAAUUGAGCCUGUUGCAGCUGGAUCGGGCAUACCGGAGAUUAAAAGCUACCUGAACGGGGUAAAAAUCCCAGGGAUCGUGCGUCUGCGCACGUUCGUCUGCAAAGCCGUCGGCGUCCUGUUCGCUGUUGCCGGAGGGCUGUUUGUGGGGAAAGAGGGACCCAUGAUCCACAGUGGAGCAAUCGUAGGAGCUGGACUUUCCCAGUUUCAGAGCAUAACCUUCAAGAAAAUCCACUUUCAGUUUCCCUAUUUCCGCAGUGACAGAGACAAGCGGGACUUUGUGUCGGCCGGAGCAGCGGCUGGGGUGGCAGCAGCCUUCGGGGCUCCCAUCGGGGGGACCCUCUUCAGUCUGGAGGAGGGCUGCUCCUUCUGGAAUCAAGCUUUAACAUGGAAAGUGCUGUUCUGUUCCAUGUCCGCCACCUUCACGCUCAACUUCUUCCGAUCGGGAAUCAACUACAGCAAGUGGGGCUCCUUUCAGCUCCCUGGCUUACUCAACUUCGGAGAGUUCAAGUGUCUGGACGGCGAUAAACAGUGCCACCUGUGGACGGCGGUGGACCUGGCCUUCUUCGUGCUCAUGGGUCUGGUGGGAGGUCUGCUCGGUGCCCUCUUUAACUGCGUCAAUAAGCGCCUCGCCAAGUACCGCAUGCGCAACGUCCACCCCAAAGCCAAGUUCAUCAGGGUGUUGGAGAGUCUUCUGGUGUGCAUGGUUACGACGGUGGUGGUUUUCAUGGCCUCCAUGACUCUGGGGGAGUGCAGGGAUUUGACCAGCCCAGUAGACAACAGCACAGCUGUACCAAUGUCAGCAAAUGAGGAUGUGAACUCAACCAUACGACAGUUCUUCUGCACCAACAAAACCUACAAUGAUAUGGCGACCCUUUUCUUCAACCCUCAGGAGAUAGCCAUAUAUCAGCUGUUCCACCAGGAUGCCACUUUUAGCCCAGUCACCCUCUCACUCUUUUUUGUGCUCUACUUCCUGCUGAGCUGCUGGACGUAUGGUGUCUCUGUCCCCAGUGGACUCUUCGUCCCCUCGCUGCUCUGUGGAGCGUCUCUGGGACGCCUGGUGGCCAAUGUCCUCAAAAUGAAUCUGGGCAUGCAUAUAUAUUCAGGGACAUUUGCUCUGAUUGGAGCAGCAGCCUUUCUGGGGGGUGUGGUCCGCAUGACCAUCAGCCUGACUGUAAUCCUCAUCGAAUCGACCAAUGAAAUCACAUAUGGGCUUCCCAUCAUGAUAACACUAAUGGUGGCCAAGUGGACGGGAGAUUUCUUUAAUAAAGGCAUUUACGACAUUCAUAUUCACCUGAGGGGAGUGCCACUGCUGGAGUGGGAGACAGAAGUCGAAAUGGACAAACUCACUGCCAGUGACAUCAUGGAGCCCAAUCUGACGUACGUGUACCCACACACACGCGUCCAGUCUCUGGUUAGCAUCCUGAGAACCACGGUGUACCAUGCCUUCCCCGUCGUCACGGAGAACCGUGACAACGAGAAGGAGUUCAUGAAGGGGAACAUCCUCAUCAGCAACAACAUCAGGUUCAAGAAAACCAGCGUGCUGACACGGGCAGGGGAGCAGAGGCGACGGUGCCAAUCGAUGAAGUCAUACCCCUCGAGCGAACUGCGCAAUGUAUGUGACGAGCGGCCUGGCACGGAGCCGGCUGAUGAAGGCCGGGACAUCCUGCAGCAGAUGCUGGAGAGGAGGCACGUGCCCUACCCUAACCUGUACCCGGACCAGUCUCCCAGCGAGGAGUGGAGCAUGGAGGAGCGAUUCCGCCCACUCACCUUCCACGGCCUCAUCCUGCGCUCGCAGCUUGUCAACCUGCUGAUCCGGGGCGUGUGCUACACCGAGAAUCAGUCGAGUGCAUCUCAGCCGCGGCUCUCCUAUGCCGAGAUGACGGAGGACUACCCCCGCUUCCCCGACAUCCAUGACCUGGACCUUGCUCUCCUCAACCCGCGCAUGAUAGUGGACGUGACUCCGUACAUGAACCCGAGUCCGUACACAGUCUCUCCGAACACACACGUCUCGCAGGUCUUCAACUUGUUCAGGACCAUGGGCCUGAGGCAUCUGCCGGUGGUCAACGCCGUUGGAGAGAUUGUAGGCAUAAUCACAAGACAUAACCUGACCCACGAGUAUCUGAUGGCCAAGCUCCGACAGCAUUACAUCACCAUCUGAAAGAGAGAGCAGAGGCCCCUCCCCCACUGCACCUCAGCCUGGCCACGGCCGAACCCUCACCAGACCACCAACCGGAGGGCUGGACCCCCAGCAUGGCCUCACCCUACAGCAAGCCCUGGCCACUUUCUGGACCAUUAGCACAUGGUACUUGGACCAUACUGACAGACACACACCUACAUACAUGUAUUCAGGCCUUUUCCCAUACCUCAUACUAAUUUAAAGUCUAAUUUUAAAGGUUUGUUUUUGGUUUUUUCGGAUCCAAAACCAUACACACUCUAGUUUGAACAGUAUCCUGCCUCACUUUAUUGACCUCAUUAUAGCACCUGUAAUUAUUAUUUUUUUAUUUAUAUGAAUACGCUUUUGCACUAAAACUGUUUUUAGAAUCCUUGAGUGAAACUGGAUUGAUAACUAGAAUAAUUUCAGAUUGUAACACCUGAAACAUUUCUAAAAGAUCAUUUCUAAAAUGCAGUUAUUGGCAUUAAAACAAUAAUUUCACAGCAUCUUUAUAGACACCUAUAGAGAAAGGGAGCACUAGGUCUAGAGUUCUCUGAGAGACCCGCAGCAGCGCAGAGUACAGUUUCAACUGUAAUCAAGCACUCUUUAUUAAACUCCUCAUGUCCUUAGGAGCACCUGAAUAUAAAGAGCCAGGUGUGCUGGAUUAGGAUCAACAUUGAACUCUUCUGGACCAUAGCUCCAGAGAUAGCUGAAGGAUGGCCAGCCCUUAGGAGGCAUUAGAUGGUCAUAUUACUUCAGUAAUGGCAUUUCUUUGCUUAGAUUAUUGAAAUUGAGGAUACUAAGUGAGGAGGAUAUGGGAGGCAAUGCUCCCGGAUUCCUGAAAGAGGGACCAACAGUAGUUCAGCUGUAGCCAUAUUCCAGGGAGUAAGGGUCUCAUUUCCAUUUCAGGACAGCAACCUAAGAAACGGUUCCUUCAUAUGCAGCAGUGUCAGAUUUAUUUACACAUCUCCUUAUCUUAAUGCCAUUGUAACCCUCAUCCUUCUCUUGUAGUCUUUACAAUAUUCUUGCCAAGGGAAAAGAGUGGGAGAAACACAUGUGAACUUUCUCAGGGUGUGCUUGUGUUCUCGAGCAGACCAAACCACCAAAGGAUAAGACCAGAUUAUUAAUGACAUUUCUAAUACUGCGAUCCAAUGGUAGAUUACCCACUUAGGCAAAGCAUGGUUCUACAAAUGUAAUCAGCUGUUAAUAUGUGGUCAUAUGAUAUUUUGUUAUUGUUUUGCAUUAAUGUACUGUGAUGCAGCUAUAUUGUACAUAGUAUUGUAAUUAUGGUAACAUGUUUAUACACUAAUCAUUCCUUGUUUCUGUUCUUUUGAGUAUGAGGUUUUGUUUAAGAUUAGAUUUCAGCAAGAUUUCUUUUCAAGUAUAUGCUAAUUAACUAAUGACUUAUUGUAUUUCAAGUGCUUUAAAAUGGCUCAAAUCAAUCAGUGUUAUAAUUAUGGCAUUGCAAGAAGGUGAACAGUUAUAAAGUGUUAUUUGAUGUAGCCAAUGUUUUUUUUUUUUAAUGUUUUUUAAUAUACCAUGCUAUCAAAUUUCUUUCUACUCCAGUCUUCCCUGAUUGCAAAUUUUAUGUGCAUCAUGUACUCUAAACUGACGAAGAAAACAAAACAAAUCUACUUCUCUUAUAAAGAUCUCAAUGAAUAUUUCACAUUGUAAUGUAAUCACCAUGGCAGCUUACUGUGUUGGGCUGUACUACCAUAGUCUUUAGGCCUCCAUAAUCAUGCGUUUUAGUCAUUUUUGGUGGUGCAAAGCCUUUUCUGAGUUCAGCUAGCUAACUGCUGCGUUUGAUUACCAGGCUAUAUGAAACUGAGCAGAUCAGAUGCAGCCUUCAGUGUGUGCACAGAAAUAUGUUCCUCUGUUUAUGGAAAAAGAAGUCAUGCUGCUAAGAGGUAGAGGUAUGACUUUAAAGCAAUGAACUAAAUUCUUUAAAGUCAUAUCCUGAAAUGAGUUAGUACUGUGGAAUAUAUUAAGUCACUCUGUGGUAGAAUUUCACCUCACUGCUUGAAUGGAAAUUUAGUUAAGCCCGGACCCUGUUACAUAUUGUCUGUAAAACCCAAUAAGAAGAUGACCGUUUUGGCAGUGGAUGGUCACUGGCUGGGGUUUUGUCCAGCGCUCAAACCCCUCCAGCUCUCCCCAUACGUUUAUUUUUGGCUUUUUGUAAAACGCUGUUGUGGAUGAGGCCUCUGAUUAUUCUGCCCCAGGGUUACCCAUGAUGUCCUCACAUUGAGACUAAUGCAAAGUUCACUGUCCCGUGCCUUUUACUUCAAAUAAACAUUGCGACAAGCUUCGUAAUGGA